GGCUGGCAUCCAGCCCUGUAAACUUCCCGUUCUAGAAUAUGACUGGAGUGACGUCAUCAUUCCCCUACAGGCGUCACUCAGUGGAGGACUGUGGAAAUAACAGGAAUGUUCCUGAAGCGCCUGGAGCUCACAGUGCGACACCCAGUGGAGGACUGUGGAAAUGACAGGAAUGUUCCUGAAGCGCCUGGAGCUCACAGUGCGCUGCUUUAAAAGCCCGGAGAUUUGAAUGCUGCGACAGAAACACUCAGAGCAAACUCUGCGCACACGGCAACUCACAGCAAACAGGAACAACGCCGACUUCUCAGUGAAGAUGAUGUGCUCCCGCGUAUUCCAGCCUUCUUUUGGCCACCUGAUGGAUUUCCACUGGCCCGUACGCAGUCUCUGGCCACAGAUACAACCUCUCUUCGUCCAGGAGGAGAUGCUGCUGAGACACAUGCAGGAGAUGAGGAACAGUCUGGACCAGCUGGAUAGGCUUCAGCACAGGAUCUUUGAGGAGAUUAACCAGGUCCCAACCUCUCAGACAAUCCAGCCAGUUUCAUACAAGCUGGAGAAGGACGGGGAUCACUUUGCCCUCACACUGGACACUAAGGACUUCUCACCAGAGGACCUGACUGUCAAGCAGGUGGGAAGGAAGCUACAGGUGUGUGGGAAGAUGGAGAAGAAGCAGGACGAUGGAAACGGCUCCUCCUCUUAUAAAAUACAGGAGUUCAGACAGGAGUUUGAUCUGCCUGAAGGUGUGAACCCCAAUGCGGUGACGUGCUCCCUGUCGGACGGGCAGCUCCGGAUACAGGCGCCAACGGAGGCGCUGGCUGAGGGGGCGGAGAGAGUGGUGCCCAUUGACUGCAGCCCCGGUGAGAAGACCCUGCAGUUCCAGAGCUCACAGGCAGAGAGCAGCACAGAAGAGACACAGAAUCACCAGCAGGGAGCAUAAAUGCUUAAAGACUCUUGAAAUGUGCAAUGUUAUUUGCUCUAAAAGUUUUCUGGAGUAAACAAAUAAUUUGAUGUUGAUUCCAACAAUGUCCAUUUUGGUUUUUGUAAUUAAUGCUUGUGUAAUAAUUUUUUAUGUUAAUAAAAUUUGAAAUCCCAACCUGUUUCUUUGUGGUGUUGUGAUUACAUGAUAAUUUUGCAAAGAACAUGAUAUCAAGUUAUCAUUUGAAGUCAC
Messenger RNA from Anguilla rostrata (American eel), 1162 nucleotides. RefSeq names its product heat shock protein 30-like. The transcript has a single exon. Gene Ontology annotation, cellular component: nucleus; cytoplasm. NCBI's taxonomy places the organism in Eukaryota, Metazoa, Chordata, Actinopteri, Anguilliformes, Anguillidae. The record is from RefSeq and is a predicted model, not a curated record. The coding region runs from base 227 to 931 and encodes 234 amino acids. Gene Ontology annotation, biological process: protein refolding; response to heat.